AUGGCUGCCGAAAACGAUUUCAACAACCCCACCCCGGCGAGCGAGCCCCCAGCGGUUGAACAUUUAAACAUUAAAGUGACCGACAACAACAACGAAGUGUUCUUCAAGAUCAAGCGCUCCACACAGUUGAAGAAACUAAUGGACGCAUUUUGCGAGAGACAAGGAAAGCAGAUGUCUACUGUCCGUUUCCUCUUCGAUGGCACCCGUGUGCGCCCAGAAGACACGCCGGAUACCCUUGAGAUGGCCGACGGCGACACCCUCGAAGUUCACCAGGAACAGAUUGGUGGUUAA
Molecule: messenger RNA, 291 nt
Organism: Aspergillus chevalieri
Lineage: Eukaryota; Fungi; Ascomycota; Eurotiomycetes; Eurotiales; Aspergillaceae
Product: SUMO family protein SMT3
Exons: 2
Coding region: 1-291 (96 amino acids)
Biological process (GO): protein sumoylation
Cellular component (GO): septin ring; nucleus
Molecular function (GO): ubiquitin-like protein ligase binding; protein tag activity
Source: RefSeq, a predicted model, not a curated record